Molecule: messenger RNA, 3037 nt
Organism: Tigriopus californicus
Lineage: Eukaryota; Metazoa; Arthropoda; Copepoda; Harpacticoida; Harpacticidae
Product: probable serine carboxypeptidase CPVL
Exons: 7
Biological process (GO): proteolysis
Molecular function (GO): serine-type carboxypeptidase activity
Source: RefSeq, a predicted model, not a curated record
AUGCAUACACGCCUUGUUGACUCCUUUUGAUCAGUCCUCAUUUCGCUUUAAACAAAGUCGAAAUGAUGAAGCUCUUGCUUAUUUCGUUGGUCAUAGUCUCCAUUCUGGCCGAGGACUUUCCCGUUUGGCGUCAUGUUUACAAUCCCAAACCUAUUCAAGGUGACGUGGGAGAGCCUUUGUACUUGACUCCGUACAUUCAAAGUGGAGACUUGGAAAUGGGUAGGAACUUGGCAAAGGUUGUGGAGCCUUUAGAUGGUCUGGAAAACGAGGACGUAGAAAGCUACUCAGGAUUCUUGACGGUCAAUGAAGAGACCGACAGCCAUAUGUUCUUUUGGUUCUUUCCCGCAACGGAAGUGGAUUCAUCGGAAGCUCCGUUGGUGCUCUGGUUGCAAGGAGGACCUGGAAGUUCCUCAAUGCUCGGGCUCUUUGAAAUCAAUGGACCCUUGAGCGCCGUUUAUACCGAUGAAACUCAAAGCGAUACUGAGGCCAAGAUCAAUCCGUACUCUUGGAAUCGAAAAGCCAAUAUGAUUUAUAUCGAUAACCCCGUAGGAACUGGAUUCAGUCACACAUCCUCGGGUUUCGUGGACACUCAAGAACAAGUGGGCGUGGAUUUGUAUGAAUGUUUGGUUCAAUGGUUCACCUUGUUCCCUGAAUAUCAGUCCAACCCUUUCUUUGCGUUCGGCGAGUCAUAUGCCGGGAAAUAUGUGCCCACCAUUUCCAAGAAGAUCCACGAUGAGAAUCAGGUCUCCAGCUUCAAAAUCAACUUCCAAGGAUUGGGGAUUGGCAACGGGGCCAUGUCUCCUGUGGACUCCAAUGUCUACGCGGACUACCUCUAUCAGGCGGGUUUGUUGGACGAAAUCGACCGAGACGAGCUUUUGAGAAGGGAGCAAAAUAUGAAGGAGCACGUGGCUAAUGAAAAAUAUUUUUCUGCUUGGCUGUCCUGGAACUCUGAGGUGAGUUACUUCCUGAACAAAAUGGGAUGUUCCUAAACGCUUGGCAUUAAUCAAUGUCAUGAAUUUGACGAGGAGAACAACUUCGAGGAUUUCAUUAACAAAGAAAGUACGCGAAAGGCAGCUCAUGUGGGGAAUCGUCCAUUUGGAUCACAAUCUGGAGCCGUUUAUGAUCACUUAAGAGAGGAUAUUUUCAAGUCCCAAAAGGCUACAGUCGAGUUUCUGCUUGACCGCUAUCGGGUAUUGCUUUACAACGGAAAUUUGGAUAUCAUUUGUCAUCACACAGGAACCUUGAACAUGUUCCAAGCCAUGGAAACAUGGUCAGGCUUGGAUGAAUAUCACUCUACAGAUGCUGAGGUGUACCGAGUUGACGGGAAAGUUGCUGGUUAUUUGACCUCAGUUCAAAAUCUGCGACUCUUUGUUAUGAGAAACGCUGGACACAUGGUUCCUAGAUCACAACCAGAAAAUGCUUUUGCCAUGUUCAAUGACUUCAUUUCCGAUGAACUGUAAGGCUUGAAAUAGAACCAUUGACAAAUGUGACGGCUGGGUUACGUAUUUGUUCACUUUUAUUCGUGUUUUUUUUUAUGAGGAUGAUAGUAUGUACAACACAAGACUAGGAUAUUUGGUAAAUUGUCAACAUCUGGAUUUGAAGUAAUAUUCGGUGCUCGCAAUGUUAUCAAAUAUAAGCAACAUUUAAGUAAAGAAACAAAACACAUAUAUUCACUCAAGUAAAAGAAAAUGAUUCGGAUUUUUGAAAUCCACAGCAAAAGGCUUCAUGUUUGCAUGGAGGGGGUCAUGCUUUGGAAUGAAAUAAAACAAAUAUUAAUUUACGAAACAAGAUCAUAAAAUAAAAUGAAUGCUGGUGUAGAGACAUGCGCUUUAUAUGAAAAUUAAACCUUAAAAUAAAGUCAUGAGAAUGCCUCAAUCCGCAAGCACAAUUCUGUUUGUUGUUUUUUUUCUUCUAAAUUGUGGUCAAGGGGAGAGGCUCUUACUUAUUAUCAAACGUAGCGGGUGGAGAGGCCUAAGUUUUGGAUUUGUAUACUAUUCGAGGGUUUGUAAUGGAGAUUUCGACAAGAUCAUACAUGUAAAUUUCGGUGCUUAAAGAUACUGAACAUAAUGAUACAACCUUAAACGCUAGCUAGAAGAAUGAUGAAAGCACUAUGUACAGUUGCUGUAACUUCAGAGAGGUCGACCACGGCACUUUUGUGGGCUUUUGUGCUAAAACUCUUUGUAGAAAGCCACACCACUGUCGUCCUUUGUAAUUGGCGCCAAUUUGUGGCAGUGUUUCCCGGGAAUGCAGAUGUUCUUGGCUCAAAUCCAAACGGAUUCACCAUCCAGAGUCAUGUGAACAAAUCUGGAGAUAUAGAGAGAGGUUCCGUGAUUCCGCGAUGAAAAGGCACGCCUUCAAAGCCAACAACAACCCGAAACAAGUUCACAACGUCGUUGGGAAACCUGUUCCGCAAAAAGACGUGGGGUGUUGGGUGGUUUCAAAGCUUCAAUCCGAGUUAUAAGAAGGGACACUAGGCCCAGACAAAGCCAGGUCAGGGGGGUGAGUGGUUGAGCAACGGCCUUAAACCUAACAUAAGGCUUUGGGGGGACAAAACCUUAAGUUCGGGGAGAUGUGUUGAGUUAUGAUAAAAGUUAUGAUGCGAGAGAAAGAGAGCAUUUGCAGGAUUAAAGUGGAUCUUAAGAGGCUAAUUCAGUCUUGAAGGAGAGAUGAAUUUUGGUGCUGCAGGAGAACAACUGGUUAUGCUUCUGUCUUUGACUCUGCAUUGUCUGGAGAUGGUCCACCAACAGCAUUCAUUUCUUCCUCCUGGUACCUAGAAAUUAGUGAUCGUUAGUCCUCUUUGCCUUCCAUUCGGCGUUCUCAUCAAUGGAUGGUGCCAACCGGUUGGGGAGUUUGGACCUGCUACUCCAGAACACCUUGUUCAAGACUCCUCACUUACCCUUUAGCCGACUUCUCAACAUCUGCCACGGACUCUGGCAUUCUCUUGUUCAAAGUCUCGGGCAACGUAAGGGCGAAAACUCCUGCCGUGCAUGAGAACAACCCAAAGAUGAUAACUGGUAUAGCAGGGUGGACUGCUCCC